Messenger RNA from Mycotypha africana, 636 nucleotides. RefSeq lists its product as uncharacterized. The record is from RefSeq and is a predicted model, not a curated record. NCBI's taxonomy places the organism in Eukaryota, Fungi, Mucoromycota, Mucoromycetes, Mucorales, Mycotyphaceae. The annotation marks the transcript as partial. The transcript has 2 exons.
AAGUUCAAGGAAAAGGUCAUCUCCUGCUACAAGGACAUCAGAGCUAUAGUGUUUCGCUGCCAGCUAUUUGUUAAUGCCUACCUCGUGCAUAAUAAGAAUGCCAUUCCUUCAGAAGUCUUCGCACAGCAAUUUUGGUAUUCUGUUGGACAACUCGUUACGGGCAAAAAGGUUACUCAUAAGAAGGCGCUGAACGACGACAUCAAAAAUUAUUUUGAUGACUUUAACGAAAAGCAUCCGAUAAUAGUAAUCAGUCAGAGCUUCACUAAAGGUUACAGCCACUGUCUCACAGAAGCCGCCAAGGAGAUAAGCGUUUCGUAUACUAAGUCUAUUGUUGAGCUUUUUGAACAACGAGUGCUUAAAUAUCUAACCUAUAAGCUGCAAAACAUGUUUGUUAGCAUGAAGAAGGCCGACGCAGUGGAAAUAUCAAAAACAUACUGCUACCAAGUAAUAUGCAAAGGCGAACCCAACUGGCCUGAUAAAAUCAUGCUUAGUAAAGAAGACAAAAGCAAGAUAGAGAUGCUAUGCAAAAGCUUUGAGAAACUUAUAACGGAAAAGGUGACGCUGCUUUCCUUAUCAUCCGAUUUCGCCAAGUUUACCAAAGCCUUAUGGCACAUCCUAUCCUCGUAUGAAAAGGAA